Messenger RNA from Cutaneotrichosporon cavernicola, 1233 nucleotides. RefSeq lists its product as uncharacterized. The coding region runs from base 1 to 1233 and encodes 410 amino acids. Gene Ontology annotation, biological process: double-strand break repair via nonhomologous end joining; base-excision repair. Gene Ontology annotation, molecular function: DNA binding; DNA-directed DNA polymerase activity. Lineage: Eukaryota; Fungi; Basidiomycota; Tremellomycetes; Trichosporonales; Trichosporonaceae. The record is from RefSeq and is a predicted model, not a curated record. The transcript has 12 exons.
AUGCUCAGUCGCAGCGGGCUCCGCGCGCGUCUUACCUCGUUAGGACGAGCCAGACUGCAGCGUAGCCUGACUACAAACGCACCCUUCGACCGCACUGUAAGAGGAGAUCCUGAAUGGGCAACCAAGACGGUGCCAAUCCGCGAGCUGCUAGACCGACUCCGCGCGCAGGAAAUGUGUCGCAAGAUGCGCAACGACGACAAGUGGGAAUAUUUCCAGGAGGCGUACGACAUGCUCGCUUUGCUUCAACCAGGCGAGCCCGAUGUCUCACUCGGAGAGAUAGACCAGAUGCUACCCCGAGGCAACCCUGCAGCAUGGGCCGUGAUUGACAGCAUCUCAAAGGGAAGACCGGACCCCUAUAUCCAACAGAGAACUGAGGUUGAUCUGGCAGCAUCCCAAUUCCUGCGCAUUCACAGCAUCGGAAGGAUACAGGCUGCCCGUCUGGCGGAUGCUGGGUUACGAACACUUGAUGAUUUGGCCGCGUGGCCCAAGAUUACAAAGAGCCAGAUGCUGUCGCUCAACCGCUUACCCGCCAUGGACAACAUGAUCCCCAGACAUGAGAUGAACUCAUUCAAGGCCCGACUUGAGGAAAUAUGUGACCCAAGACAAAUUAGCGAAGCCCCAGACCUCACUUUUGAGAUUGUGGGGCCAUAUCGAUGUGGUCUGGAGUACUCACCGAGCAUUAACGUCCUGGUGUACAGCGACGCGUAUGUGGAGUUGGGCACCAAAACAGACAUUCUCGACUACGUAUAUCAUCGGGUCAUGAGCAAUGGACUGAUCCCGAAGGACGAGAUGCUGUCUGUCGCCAAGAAAUCAGAUCGGCGACACAUCCUGGGCUACACGAGAGCGAACCACCAGAGCCCGUGGCGAUUCAUGAGUCUUAAGCUGGUGCCGCGAAACCAGCUGCCCCUAACUCUUGUCCAAGAAACUGGUGAUGGGUUCUUGUGGCGAAUGCUGAGAGGCCAGGCGAAGCGGAAGGGGUACCGAUUCUAUCGGAACUAUGUGGAAUGGGCACCGAGAUCUCCCAGAAUGAAGAAAGUCGGCGUCAAGCAGGUGGUUGAUCGGCCACCACAACCGCAGACGGAGAAGGAAGUGUUCGAUCUGGCUGAAGUCCCUUAUCUCGAGCCGCACCAGCGCACGUAUCGAGUGUACAGGGACAUUUUGCCUACCAAAAUCUUGGAGGAACGGUCCGCGCCUUGGAGCGACGAGUUCCUCAAGGCGGGGGUUCGAGAGUAG